AUGGAUUUGGACGAGGGGAGAGGAGGGGAGACCAGGGGAGAACCAGGAGAGACCAGGGGAGAACCAGGGGAGAACCAGGGGAGAACCAGGAGAGACCAGGGGAGAACCAGGGGAGGCCAGGGGAGAACCAGGAGAGACAAGGGGAGAACCAGGAGAGAACAGGGGAGAACCAGGAGAGACAAGGAGACAAGGGGAGAACCAGGAGAGACCAGGGGAGAACCAGGAGAGACAAGGGGAGAACCAGGAGAGAACAGGGGAGAACCAGGAGAGACAAGGGGAGAACCAGGAGAGACAAGGGGAGAACCAGGAGAGAACAGGGGAGAACCAGGAGAGACAAGGAGACAAGGGGAGAACCAGGAGAGACAAGGGGAGAACCAGGGGAGAACCAGGAGAGACAAGGGGAGAACCAGGAGAGAACAGGGGAGAACCAGGAGAGACAAGGAGACAAAGGGAGAACCAGGAGAGAUAAGGGGAGAACCAGGAGAGAACAGGGGAGAACCAGGAGAGACAAGGAGACAAGGGGAGAACCAGGAGAGAACAGGGGAGAACCAGGAGAGACAAGGGGAGAACCAGGAGAGACAAGGGGAGAACCAGGAGAGACAAGGGGAGAACCAGGAGAGACAAGGGGAGAACCAGGAGAGACAAGGGGAGAACCAGGAGAGACAAGGGGAGAACCAGGAGAGACAAGGAGACAAAGGGAGAACCAGGAGAGACAAGGGGAGAACCAGGAGAGACAAGGGGAGAACCAGGAGAGACAAGGGGAGAACCAGGAGGGACCAGGGGAGAACCAGGAGAGACCAGGGGAGAAACAGGAGAGACAAGGGGGAGAACCAGGAGAGACAAGGGGAGAACCAGGAGAGAACAGGGGAGAACCAGGAGAGACAAGGGGAGAACCAGGAGAGACCAGGGGAGAACCAGGAGAGACAAGGGGAGAACCAGGAGAGAACAGGGGAGAACCAGGAGAAACAAGAGGAGAACCAGGAGGGAGCAGGGGAGAACCAGGAGAGACAAGGGGAGAACCAGGAGAGACCAGGGGAGAACCAGGAGAGACAAGGGGAGAACCAGGAGAGAUGA
Knipowitschia caucasica is the source of this 1074-nucleotide messenger RNA. Lineage: Eukaryota; Metazoa; Chordata; Actinopteri; Gobiiformes; Gobiidae. The record is from the annotation of a GenBank genome assembly.